Molecule: messenger RNA, 1685 nt
Organism: Hipposideros armiger (great roundleaf bat)
Lineage: Eukaryota; Metazoa; Chordata; Mammalia; Chiroptera; Hipposideridae
Gene: SLC25A38
Product: solute carrier family 25 member 38
Exons: 7
Coding region: 587-1501 (304 amino acids)
Biological process (GO): glycine import into mitochondrion
Cellular component (GO): mitochondrial inner membrane; mitochondrion
Molecular function (GO): glycine transmembrane transporter activity
Source: RefSeq, a predicted model, not a curated record
AAUUCAGUUCUUCAGUCAUAAUACCCACAUUUCAAGUGCUUAAUAGCCACAAAGCUGGUAGCUGCUGGCUACCGAUCUCGUACGUUCAGACGUUGCCCCCCAAAACAAAAUUUCCAGCAGAAGUGCCAAUUAAGCUCCGGGUUCGGGAAACUGCGGAUCCUGCAGUUCCAGUUAUCCUCACAAGAUGGCACUAAAGAGCAUAAUCGCAACAGCGCCAGGCGAGCUUCCGACCCCGGAAGCUAAAUCCCAUGGUUCUAUGUAUUUCCUCCUGCUUUUCUCCACCCCCGGAGACUCAGCCUAAUCACCUCAGGCCCUGAGGUCUGCAUGCCCGCAAGAUGUGUCGGAGAGCAGAGCCGCGGUGUCUAUAGAGCAAGUGAAGAGCCGCAAGUACGCAGUUCGGCACCCUGGAGCCACGUGCGGGUAGUGGACGCGGUGCCCCCGGACUCACAGGUCCCGAUCCCCGACGAGCACAAACGGUAGACAGCGUGGACUCAGAACGCGUCGCCUGGCUACCGCCGUCGCGUUGUCUUCUCCAAGGUCGCCAGGGCCGGACCUGAGCCCCCAGUGCACUCGCAGUACUCCUCCAAUGAUUCAGAAGUCACUCCCGGCGCUGCUGGAACCUCAAGAUGUCGGAGACAGGGUGGGAACGCUUAUGUUGCAUCCCGUGAUCAAGGCUUUCCUGUGUGGCUCCAUCAGUGGGACCUGCUCUACCCUCCUUUUCCAGCCCCUGGAUCUCCUCAAAACGCGCCUGCAGACUCUGCAGCCCUCAGCCCAUGGAUCCAGGCGUGUCGGGAUGUUGGCCCUGUUCCUGCAGGUGGUCCGCACGGAGAGUCUCUUGGGCCUUUGGAAAGGGAUGUCCCCUUCCAUUGUGAGGUGUGUCCCUGGCGUUGGAAUCUACUUUGGCACGCUCUACUCUCUGAAGCAGUACUUCCUGCGAGGCCAUCCCCCCACUGCCAUGGAGUCCGUCAUACUGGGGGUGGGCUCUCGCUCAGUGGCAGGGGUCUGCAUAUUGCCCAUCACUGUGAUCAAGACGCGUUACGAGAGUGGGAGGUAUGGCUAUGAGAGUGUCUACACAGCCCUGAGGAGCAUCUAUCGCAGCGAGGGGCACCGGGGCCUCUUCAGUGGCCUGACAGCAACGCUCCUUCGUGAUGCACCCUUUUCUGGAAUCUAUCUAAUGUUUUACAACCAGACCAGAAACAUCGUGCCCCACGACCAGUUGGAUACAGCCCUCAUUCCCGUUGUAAAUUUCAGCUGUGGGAUAUUUGCUGGUAUUCUGGCCUCACUGGUAACUCAACCUGCAGAUGUUAUCAAAACUCAUAUGCAGCUCUCCCCAAUGAAGUUUCGGUGGAUUGGUCAGGCAGUGACAAUCAUCUUCAAAGACUAUGGGCUGCGUGGCUUCUUCCAAGGCGGUGUGCCCCGGGCCCUCCGCAGGACUCUGAUGGCAGCGAUGGUGUGGACAGUCUAUGAAGAGAUGAUGGCCAAGAUGGGCCUGAAAUCCUGACUGAGAGGGGACUGAGAAAGGAUGGGAUCUGUUGCCCCGCCCGGUUUCUGCCAGGGCUGCUUCAUCUCACUAUCCUGGAGUAAGAUGAAGUCCUAUUUGGAAAGCCAGGCAGAUACGUCACCUUGUUACCCAGUUGAAGCAGAGAAUAGAUGGGCCUGGCUCAAGGCUUCAGAAUCUCUCAAAA